GCGCGGGCGGGCCGAGCGGGGCCGUGCGGUGUCGGGGAGGAGCGCGGCAGCGCUCGUAGGAGCACCCAGAGCUCGGCUGUCGGGAUGCGGCCGCAGAGGGGAGGGGAGCGGGAGCGGCGGCACCUUCCCCCCGGAGAAGAGCCAAGUUAAAUAGCCAGCGCCACGCCGCCGCCUUCCUCUACCCUCCUGGCUCCGAGCCUCCGGCGAGCCCCCACGUCCCAUCCCGCCCCGCCCGGGCGGCGGAGCCCAGCGCGGAGCCCAGCGCGGAGCCAGCCUGCCCCGCGGAGCCCCGCGGAGCCCCGCGGAGCCGGGACGUCGGCGCUGCCGGGAGGGGCGGGCGCUUGGGAGUCGGUGCCGGGGGCACCGCGUCCCGCCAAGCCGCCCGUCUGAGAGGACCACGCCAGCUGCAUGGGAGGAGAUGAGCGUGGCGGGGAAGCAGCCUCCUCCAGCACCGCUCGAGCGGCCCGGCAGCCUCCUCGUCCCCACCUGGACUAAAACUGGUAUUGCAUUGUUGUAUGAUGAAGUAUCUGAAAAUGCUUAUGACAUCCGACUGAAGCUUACAAAAGAGGUAUUAACAAUUCAAAAACAAGAUGUCGUCUGUGUUAGUGGAAGUGAUCACAGUGCAAAUCACAGAACUGUUACACUUCGUAGACAACCAGUUGGUGGCUUGGGCUUAAGCAUAAAGGGUGGUGCUGAGCACAAAGUGCCUGUCGUCAUAUCAAAAAUAUUUAAAGACCAAGCAGCUGAACAAACAGGAAUGUUAUUUAUAGGAGAUGCAAUAAUACAGGUUAAUGGUAUAAAUGUAGAAAGUGCUACCCAUGAAGAAGUGGUACACCUACUGCGAAAUGCUGGCGAUGAAGUUACCAUCACCGUUCAGUACCUCAGGGAAGCUCCAUCAUUUUUAAAGCUCCCAUUAGGUUCCCCUGGACCAUCCAGUGAUCAUAGCAGUGGAGCUUCAUCACCUCUCUUUGACAGUGGCUUACAUUUAAAUGGAAACUCAACUAACACGGCCCCAUCAUCACCUUCUUCACCCAUAGCUAAUGAACCAAAAUAUGAGAAGCGCUGGCUAGACACCUUAUCAGUUCCUUUGUCGAUGGCUCGAAUCUCGAGGUACAAAACUGGAACAGAUAAAUUAAGAUCUAAUGCAUUUGAAGUGCUGGCACUCGAUGGAGUUGGUACUGGGAUACUUCAGUUUUAUACAGCCCAGGAGAGUGCUGACUGGCUGAGAGCAAUGUCAACUAACAUCAGUGAUUUGACACUUCAAAAUAUGAAAAUGGCAAAUAAAUGCUGUUCUCCCUCAGACCAGGUCAUACAUAUGGGAUGGGUAAAUGAGAGACUUGAAGGAACUGAUUCAUCUCAGCUCUACAAAUUCAAGUUUCUGGCACUGAAGGGUUCGUCCUUCUAUAUUUUCAGCACUCCACCGGUAAGCACACUAGACUGGGUACGAGCUGAAAAAAUCUAUAACCUCUGUGAGGUUCUAUUUAAAAUUCACAAGCUCUGGCUUGCUGAUGAUUGCUGGCUACAAGCAAACAUGUAUUUAGGUAUUCAUCAGGACUUUGAUCUUGAAGACCAGAGGCUGUAUUGUUUCAGUGUUAUGGCUGGACAUGGCAAGAGUCAUUAUUUCAAUGUAGAACUGGGCAGUGAAUUGGCAGUGUGGGAGAAAUCAUUUCAAAGAGCAAUUUUCUUGGAAGUUCAAAGAACCGGGUCUAAAACAUAUAUGUGUAGUUGGCAAGGGGAUACUCUGUGUUUCACAGUCGACUUUGCUCUAGGAUUUACCUGUUUUGACAGUAAAACAAAGAAUGUGCUGUGGAGGUUUAAAUUCUCUCAACUCAAAGGCUCUUCAGAUGAUGGAAAAACAAAAGUAAAGCUGCUUUUUCAGAAUCUAGACACCAAACAAAUUGAGACAAAGGAACUUGAAUUUCAGGAUCUGACGGCAGUUUUACACUGUAUUCACUCCUUUAUAGCAGCAAAGGUGGCAUCUGUGGAUCCAUUAUUCAUAGACAGUCAGAGUAUUGCAAGAAAAUAUAUGUACAGUAACUGAUACUAGAUUAUAUGUUGUGACUAUGGAAAAUAAAUUAUUUUCUUAAAAAAAGUAGUUAUUUCAUUCACAAUAUUGCAACUUUGUGAUUUUAUAAGAAGCUUUUAGCUGUGUUAUCUGUAAUGUUAAGAGUUUUCACAAUCUGAUAAAUAUUUUGAAUCCAUGAGUUAACAAAUACUAAGUCAAACUGAAUCAGUUUGUCAUCUUCUGCAUCAAUCUAAAAUUCUAAAUGAAUAUUCAUUCAGUAAUAGUUCUAGUGCCAUUUUGAUUUCUGCUCUCAUGGUCAUUCAUACUCCCCCUUAUUAGAUAGAAAUGUGGAGUAAUACUUGAAAAGUGUGUGUCCAAAAUUUGGCCUCUAAGUCUCUUUUGAAAAGUACUGGGCACACAGGCAAUUUCUACAGUCUUCACUGUAGUAAAGAAGUAAUUAUUGAAGACAACUGCAGUAGGAAUUGAACUUUUAUCUUGCUUCUAUAUGUUUGAAAAAUUAUAGUUCCACAGUUGGGUUCUUUCAAGGCCUGAGAGUUUAGCUCUGGCAAAACACUAAAUACUCUAUUUCAGAUCUAGGAAAAUAUUUAAGCACAUGCUUGGCUCUAAACACAUUAAGUAGCCUCCGUGUAUGCAGAAGGUAAUGUUAAGGGUGUAUUUAAGUAUCAUGGUAGAUCAACUGUGAAGAGAUUUGGACUCAGCUAAGAAGCCUGCCUAUAGGCACUCAGUUUUAGAAAACUUGCCAUAGGGUUUUCUUAUCUAUGAAUAAAGUUUCCAUGACCCAUUCAUUUAUUCGUUCACAGAUUGCCUUGAUGCUACCCUUUGAUGUGAUGCUCUGUAUGCUUGAGAACAGCUUCUUUAAUAAACUGUUUUGUUUGGAGGAUGAUGCUUCCAGUAUAGGAUGAACAUAACAAAACAUAAAGAUGUUUCUGGGCCACCCACCUUUUCUUUCCUACAGCUCUAACCUUGACUUAUAUGUGAGCAAAAUGGAUUUUCUCCUUGCUAAGGAAAUAAUAUGGUUUUACUUUCAACAUAUUCCUAACCUUCUUUCUGAAAUCAUCUUCUUAUAUGCACAGAUAAUUCUUCCUGCUAUCAAAAAAUUAUAUGAAAGGAAGACAUUUUAAUCUUAGGGCAUAUUCUCUGUAAAAAAUACCAAAUAUUGCAGGUUUCUGUGAUAGAAGUCUCAGUUGUUCUCACAUGCAGAUUUGAAACAGCAUCAGGCAAUUACACUUUUUUUCAAAAAAUAAAACAAACAAGUAGAAUAUCCUAGCUAGAUGCAAUGGAUAAGGAGUGAAUUCAUCAAAGUCCUCCCUAAAUUUUAGGCGUCUCGUAAAGCAUCCUGCUAAAGUAAAAGCCUAAAGUAUCCUAAGGAAAAGAAGUAUGUGCCUUUAAAAGCUCCCAGGUGAGGAGUGUUAUUACAUAAAUUCAGUGCUUAAGUUUAGUCACUUAAAUUCUUCCCUUGAGGUCUUAAGCUGUCUUGGCAGACUGCAGUAGGGCCUUAGGCACGUAGUUCAAAUGGGUGCUUAUCUGUCCACCUAAAGCUUAGGCACAAAUAAAGUGCCUAAUGCAGGUGAUUUGAUCGUACCAGGAAGAUUACUCGUUUCUUACCAGGAAGAUUACUCGUUUCUAAGUGUUAUCUGUAGAGAAAUUAAUUUGAACAGUAGGCACUGUGUUGUUUAGGGUUCUGAUGUUGUUUGCAAGGAGGCAUAGUGGGAGUUCUAACUCCUGUUUAAACAAUUUUUAACAGAGGUGAUAAAUAUUUUUAUUAAUUUAAAAUAAAUAUAGUC
Pipra filicauda (Wire-tailed manakin) is the source of this 3810-nucleotide messenger RNA. RefSeq names its product syntrophin gamma 2 (gene SNTG2). The coding region runs from base 419 to 2041 and encodes 540 amino acids. Gene Ontology annotation, molecular function: structural molecule activity; protein binding. Gene Ontology annotation, cellular component: intracellular anatomical structure; dystrophin-associated glycoprotein complex. NCBI's taxonomy places the organism in Eukaryota, Metazoa, Chordata, Aves, Passeriformes, Pipridae. The record is from RefSeq and is a predicted model, not a curated record. The transcript has 17 exons.